AUGACCACUGAGAAGAAGCCUCCAGUUUAUGAUCCUUACGACCCGGCCUGUCUCCCUGACUAUGAUCGCGACUUCAUUAAGCCCGAUGAACUCGACCGUUUCGAGCGGGCACUAAAUGCCCCAGAAGCUUCCCCAUUGAUCGCGAUCAACGACUGGCGCCCGAUUAGACAGAAAGUGCGCAAACAGCGUGGCCGUCGCAAAACACCCAAGCGAAGCACGGAUGAAACGAGAGAAGGGGUGGUAUAUUCCAUUUUGAAAUGGCCGUUCCUCUUGAUCGUCUUUGCAUGGAUCAUCGUACUCAGCUUCGGCUAUGUGCUGGUACGCGUCUAUAUCUUACUCUAUGAGCAGUGGGUUACAUGGCGCGGGAAAAGGGAAAGGCUACGUCGUGAGCUACGUGCGCAGACGAACUACCCGGAUUGGUUGAAAGCCGCUCAAGCACUGGACAAUCACCUCGGAACGGAAGAGUGGAAAAAGACCGACGAAUAUGCCUACUACGAUCACCUCACUAUCAACAAAGUGGUAUCACAGCUGAAACAAGUGAGGAAAGAGGCAGAACGGGAAAUAGAAGAUGGUCGCAUCGGUUCCAGUGAAAUACCUGCCAUUGAGGACCUCCGGGCGCUCCUGGAGGCCUGUGUCAAGAACAACUUCGCUGGCGUGGAAAACCCUCGAGUAUACAGCGAGACUUACUCGGGAACCAAGGAGCUGGUUCAAGAGUAUAUCGACGAGGUGCAUGCAUGCGUGCAGCUCGUUUUGAACAAUAAGCAGAUCGAUCAGGAUACCAAGUAUCAAUUCUUCAAACACCUCGAUACAAAUUUCGGACGCACCGCUCUCUGUCUGUCGGGCGGAGCUACAUUCGCUUACUACCACUUUGGUGUUGUAAAGGCGCUGCUGGAUAAUGAUGUUCUACCGGAAAUUAUCACUGGCACGUCAGGCGGAGCACUAGUGGCAGGAUUGGUAGCGACUCGAACAGAUGAGGAGCUGAAACUGCUGCUGGUUCCCGCGUUGGCGCAUCGGAUUCGUGCAUGCCACGAGGGGCUAGCGACCUGGGCAAACCGUUGGUGGCGAACCGGUGCGCGGUUCGAUACUUUGGAUUGGGCUCGGCAGUGCGCCUGGUUCUGUAGAGGCUCAACAACCUUUCGGGAAGCUUACGAGCGGACCGGGCGCAUCUUGAAUGUCAGCUGCGUGCCCUCGGAUCCUCAUUCACCUACCAUCCUAGCCAAUUAUCUAACAUCCCCCGAUUGCGUCAUAUGGAGUGCAGUGCUUGCUUCCGCGGCUGUCCCAGGGAUCUUGAACCCUGUCGUGUUGAUGUCCAAGAAGCGCGAUGGGACUCUCGCGCCUUAUUCAUUUGGACACAAAUGGAAGGAUGGUAGCCUGCGAACCGACAUACCCAUUAAAGCUUUGAAUCUGCAUUUCAAUGUGCAUUUCACGAUCGUGUCUCAAGUCAAUCCCCACAUCAAUCUGUUCUUCUUUAGCUCCAGAGGCACUGUAGGGGGGCCAGUCACACACCGCAAGGGUCGCGGUUGGCGCGGUGGCUUCCUCGGCUCUGCAAUCGAACAGUACAUCAAGCUUGACCUGAACAAAUGGCUCCGAGUACUCCGGCAUUUGGAGCUCCUUCCACGACCCAUGGGCCAAGACUGGAGCGAGAUCUGGUUGCAAAAGUUCAGUGGCACCGUUACUAUUUGGCCCAAGAGCAUUCCCUCUGAUUUCAUCCACAUUCUUUCGGACCCGACCCCUGAAAGACUCGCCCGCAUGCUACAUGUUGGCCAGCAGAGCGCCUUUUCUAAAAUCCAGUUUAUUCAGAACCGGCUCAAGAUCGAGGGGGCAAUCAUGAACGGCCUUCAAAAAUCCCGUACGGGUGGGCGUGCACUAUCGCCAAUCCUUUCUCGUCGACUCAACAACCGAGAAAAUGAGCAGGCAGAUGCUUUGAUUGAGCGCUUAGAUGAGAAUCUUCCCGAACGUGACGGGCCUAGCGACCAGGACGAAUCGCGCUUCCUCGACUCGUCGGAUGGCAUGUCCCAGUCAGCCAGCUCAUCACGCCCCCGCACCCCGAGUACCCGGCGUGGAAGCGUGAUUGAGGAGAUGCGUCGGCAAGCUGCGGUCUUCUUUGAUGAUGCUGGUUAUUACCGAAAUGACGAUGCUGAUGACUACCGAGACGAAGAUGCCGUGGUCAUCUGA
Molecule: messenger RNA, 2175 nt
Organism: Penicillium bovifimosum
Lineage: Eukaryota; Fungi; Ascomycota; Eurotiomycetes; Eurotiales; Aspergillaceae
Product: patatin-like phospholipase domain-containing protein
Exons: 2
Coding region: 1-2175 (724 amino acids)
Biological process (GO): lipid metabolic process
Molecular function (GO): triacylglycerol lipase activity
Source: RefSeq, a predicted model, not a curated record